AUGGCUCAGACCACCGAGGGUGCGUGUGAGAUUGUGGAGGGUGUAAGGUUCAGUUUCAUGACUGAUGAAGAGGUCAGAAAGCACAGUGUUUUAAAGAUUACAAACCCUAUUUUACUUGACAGUGUUGGAAGACCAAUGCCAGGAGGAUUGUAUGAUCCUUUGUUGGGCCUAAUGGAUGAACAAGCACCCUGUAAGUCAUGUGGGCAGCAGUCAUUUCAAUGCCCAGGGCAUUGUGGUCACAUUGAUUUUGUUUCACCAAUAUACAAUCCAUUGCUUUUUGAUAUGCUUUUCACUCUUAUAAGGAAAACAUGGCCCUGA
This is a messenger RNA of Lactuca saligna, 318 nucleotides long. NCBI's taxonomy places the organism in Eukaryota, Viridiplantae, Streptophyta, Magnoliopsida, Asterales, Asteraceae. The record is from the annotation of a GenBank genome assembly.